Archocentrus centrarchus (flier cichlid) is the source of this 7554-nucleotide messenger RNA. RefSeq names its product kinesin-like protein KIF13B. Gene Ontology annotation, biological process: microtubule-based movement. The coding region runs from base 315 to 6434 and encodes 2039 amino acids. Lineage: Eukaryota; Metazoa; Chordata; Actinopteri; Cichliformes; Cichlidae. The transcript has 42 exons. Gene Ontology annotation, molecular function: ATP binding; microtubule motor activity; microtubule binding. The record is from RefSeq and is a predicted model, not a curated record.
CGGCUGUUUCGCUGAACUGUCUGAGAGCGGCGUUACCACGCAGGCGCAGAGCGGCGCUGAGCCCUUCUCGGAGCGACUACUGGUGUCUGCGCGGAGCAGCUGACGGACCGGCUUAAAUCUCACAGCAAAUCCCUUUAGCUGCGAGUUGGGAUGUCUUGACUGAUCCCUGCGGGAAGUUUCAGGAAAUGCAACAGGUGGAAGAGCUGUGGGAAUGAACCCUGGACCGUCCUGCUGUGCGUAACUGUCUGAAGGUGCCUGAGAGGAGGGAGACGGACUGACAAACAGCGCACUCUUUCACACGGUCAGGUGCCACCAUGGAUGACAGCAGUCUCACUGACUCAAAUGUGAAGGUGGCUGUUCGUGUGCGGCCAAUGAACAGGAGAGAAAAAGAGCUGAAAACAAAAUGUGUGGUGGAGAUGGAUGGGAACCAGACAGUUCUGUAUCCAGCUGUCACCACUGUGAACACAGGUGACCCCCGGAAUCAACCAAAGGUCUUUGCCUAUGACUACUGUUUCUGGUCUAUGGAUGAAUCUCAGAAAGACAAGUUUGCAGGUCAGGAUGUAGUGUUCCAGUGCCUUGGGGAGAGUCUGCUGAACAAUGCCUUCAUGGGAUACAACGCGUGCAUCUUUGCUUACGGACAGACAGGUUCUGGGAAGUCCUACACCAUGAUGGGCUCACCAGAGCAGCCUGGUCUGAUUCCUCGACUCUGCAGCUCCUUGUUCAUCAGGACUGAGCAGGAGGCCCGUGAGGGGGAGAGCUUCACUGUGGAGGUCUCCUACAUGGAGAUUUACAACGAGAAGGUCAGAGACCUGCUUGACCCAAAAGGAAGCCGACAAACACUCAGAGUCAGAGAGCACAAAGUUUUGGGGCCUUAUGUGGACGGUCUGUCCCGCCUGGCUGUGGCCAGCUACAAGGACAUCGAGUCUCUGAUGUCAGAGGGAAAUAAGUCUCGCACGGUGGCAGCCACAAACAUGAACGAAGAGAGCAGCAGAUCACACGCUGUGUUCAACGUCAUCCUCACACACACGCUCAUGGACCUGAAGUCAGGGACACGUGGAGAGAAGGUGAGCAAGCUGAGUCUGGUGGACCUGGCUGGAAGUGAGCGGGCGGCGAAGACCGGAGCCGCAGGAGAGAGGCUCAAAGAAGGCAGCAAUAUCAACAAAUCUCUCAGCACUCUGGGUUUAGUCAUCUCAGCUUUGGCUGAUCAGGGAGCAGGGAAGAACAAGAGCAAGUUUGUCCCCUAUAGAGACUCUGUGCUCACCUGGCUGCUCAAGGACAGCUUAGGAGGGAACAGUCGCACCGCCAUGGUCGCCACCAUCAGCCCAGCAGCAGACAACUACGAUGAGACACUGUCCACUUUGCGUUACGCCGACCGGGCCAAGAACAUCGUCAACCACGCGGUGGUGAACGAAGACCCCAAUGCAAGGAUCAUCCGCGAGCUGCGAGAGGAAGUGGAGAAACUGAAGGAGCAGCUCACCGAGGCUGAGUCUAUGAAGGCCCCCGAGCUCAAGGAGCGACUGGAAGAGUCUGAGAAGCUGAUCCAAGAGAUGACCGUGACCUGGGAGGAGAAACUUAGAAAGACUGAGGCUAUUGCACAGGAGCGUCAGAGGCAGCUGGAGAGCCUGGGCAUUUCUCUACAGUCGUCUGGUAUCAGAGUGGUUGAUGAUAAGCGCUUUCUGGUCAACCUCAACGCUGACCCCGCCCUCAACGAGCUGCUGGUCUACUACCUAAAAGAUCACACACGUGUGGGUUCAGCCAACUCACAGGACAUCCAGCUGUGUGGGAUGGCCAUCCAAGCAGAGCACUGUGUCAUUGACGUCACGGAGAACAACGGGGUGGUGCUCACUCCUCACCGCAAUGCCAGAACACAUGUGAAUGGUGUUGCAGUUGUGAAUCCCGUGCAGCUUCUUCACGGUGACAGGAUCCUGUGGGGACACAACCACUUUUUCAGGAUCAAUCUACCCAGACAUAUUCCCCACACAGGGAGUGAGGAUGAGGAGGGUGCUGCAAUGAAGACGUGUUUGAGUAGCGACCGUCUGGAGGUUGGGGAUUUGGAUGCCUACAGCGACGUGUCGAGCGAGAGGAGCUUCAGCUAUGAGUUUGCCCAGGCCGAGGUCAUGAUGAAAGGCAUGGGGAAGAACGACCCCUUGCAAUCAGUGUUACAGACCCUGGAGAGGCAGCACCAGGAGGAGAAACGCUGUGCUCUGGAGCGCCAGAGGCAGAUGUAUGAACAGGAGCUGCAGCAGCUCCGCCAGCGACUCACCCCUGAGAAACCCUCCCACCUUUUGGAUGCAUCAGGCCUCCCGGGCGGUGCUGCAGCCAGCUCGCACAAACGCGUGCGGCGCUGGAGCGAGGACAGAGAGGCCAUGAUGACCCGCAGCCUGCGACGUCUUAAAGAGCAGAUAGUUCGGGCUAGACUGUUGGCCCAGGAGGCCAGCUUCAUUGCUGAGGAGCUCAACAAAAGGACAGAGUAUCUGGUCACUCUGCAGAUACCUGCCGCCAACCUGGAUGCCAACAGAAAGCGUGAUGCAGUGCUGAGUGAACCGGCCAUCCAGGUCCGGCGUAAAGGUAAAGGGAAGCAGAUUUGGGCUCUGGAGAAGAUGGAGAACAGGCUGGUGGACAUGAGGGAGCUCUACCAGGAGUGGAAAGAGUUGGAUGAAGACAAUCCAAUGAUGCGCUCUUAUUUCAAACGUGCUGACCCUUUUUUCGAUGAGCAAGAGAAUCACAGUCUGAUCGGUGUGGCCAAUGUUUUCCUGGCCUGCUUGUUCUACGACAUCAAACUGCAGUAUGCAGUGCCCAUCAUCAACCAGAAGGGAGAGGUGGCGGGUCGGCUGCAUGUUGAAGUGUGGCGGGGUACAGAGAACUCUGAGGAAGAAGGCGGGCCUGACAAACAGCUGAGCGGCACAGAUGGAGAGCCACAUGAGCGCAGAUUCAACUGCGUGGUGAAACUCCUCCAGGCCACUGGACUUCCUCGCCACCUGUCCAACUUUGUCUUCUGCCAGUAUCACUUCUGGGGGCAGGAGGAGCCUGUGUUCACUGCUCCAGAGGUGGCCUCUUCCAGCUCAUCAUCUGCCUCCAGAGACCCUCAGUGUACUGUGGUCUUUGACAGCGCCAAGGAGUUGUCUGUGCCAGUAUCGGAGGACUUUGUGGAAUUUCUGGCUGAGGGGGCGGUGGCCAUCGAAGUGUACGGCCACAAACAGGCUAACCAUCGCAGGAAUCUGGCACUGUGGGACCUAGGAGUCAUCCAAGCCAAGACCAGAUCCCUCAGAGAGAGGUGGAGUGAGGUGACCCGUCGCCUUGAAUUGUGGGUGCAGGUGAUGGAGCUGAAUGAGGCGGGAGAGUUCACAGCCGUAGAAGUGGUUCCUGCUAAAGAUGUCCGCACAGGAGGAAUCUUGCAGCUCAAACAGGGACAGUCUCGUCGAGUACAGGUGGAGGUGCGCUCAGUCCCAGACUCGGGCACCAUGCCCCUCAUUGCAGGCUCUAUCAUUUCUGUUUCUAUUGGAGAUGUAAAGGUCCGACAGAUGCAUCUCUCCAAAAAUGACCCACAAUGGGGCACAGAUGAAGAAAUGGACAGCUAUCAGGAGGUGGACCUGGAGAGGAUGAGGGAACAGUGGCUGGUCACACUCACUCAGAGACAGGAAUAUCUGGACCAGCAGCUGCAGAAGAUCGUCUCUAAACCAGAUAAGUCAGAGGACGAUGUUGAAAGGGAGUCGCAGCUGUUGGAGUGUCGUCUGACCCUCACUGAGGAGCGUAAUGCUGUUCUGGUUCCAUUUGCUGGGAGUGGCAUUCCUGGAGCACCAGCAGAGAGGGUUCCUGUACCUGGAAUGGAAACGCACAUUCCUGUCCUGUUUCUGGAUCUCAGUGCGGAUGAUUUCCAGUCCAGUCUUUCAGCCCCGCUGGCUGGGGGGCUAGAUGCGCUUCUCAGUGGGGAAGAUGAGGAGGAUUUCUUUGACCUCCAUAUUGUUAAACACUAUGAUCCAGAGGUGAAGGUUGAGGCAUCCUGGGACUCAACAGUCCACGAGUGCACCCAGCUGAGUCGCGUGGCACCCGCUGACCAGAGGGUGUACCUUACAGUCCGCACAGUGGUGCAGCUGAGCCAUCCGGCCCACAUGCAGCUGGUCCUCAGGAAACGCAUCUGCGUCAGUGUUACUGGCAGACAGGGUUUUGCCCAGAGCUUUCUGAAGAGAAUGUCUCAGCGGAGCACCAUCUCCAGCUGUGGAGUCACCUUUGAAAUAGUUUCUAACAUCCCAGGAGACAUCCACGGUCCAGAGGACAGGGAGAUGCUGGCCAGGCUGGCUGCCAGUGCCGAGGAUGAUCAGUCAGCUGACAGCGAGGCGGCCAUAGAGAAAUACCUUCGUAGUGUCCUGGCUGUGGAGAACAUCCUCACUCUGGACAGACUGAGACAGGAGGUGGCUGUGAGGGAACAUCUGGUAUUCAGAGGGAAAGCUGCCACACGUUGCCUGAGCUCUCCGAACAUCAACCGGCUGUCAGCCAGCAGUCUGGAUCUGUGCUCCUCCACUCAUAACCUCAAAUACUUCAAGGGCUGGGAGAGCCAUCAGGACCUUUCUGUGGUGCCGCCUCCUUCCAGACGCACACUCCCGGCCUCCUUGUCCCAGAACCUGAGUGCAGAGACUGUGAAGGCUGUACCCAGGCUACUGAAGUCACUGCUUCCUGGUGGAAAAGAAGAUAGAGACCAGACAGCUGUCCAUCAGCAGAGUCUGCCGCGCAUCGUGGUGCAGUCAGCCAGUGUUGAAGAGGGCAUGAGCAAACACCAGCAGCCAGUGCCCACUGAGGAAACCAUUCCUGUUGACAUCCAAAGGGAGAUCCCCAGAUCUGUGCAUCUUCCACCUCCAAUCAUCCCAGAGACCGAAGACUCCACUUCCAGCCCAGUGAGUGACACUUCCAGUGGAUACAUAUCAACCAGCGUAUCUGCAGUAACGUUGUCAGAAGUCUACACAUUGAGCUGGGACUUGCCUCCGCCAUCUGAUAGCAGAGCAGAUGACUUUGAAGCAGUGCUAGAUGAGGAAAAAGAGGAAAAUGGUGUGAUGCAGAAGGUCUCUCCUUUUUCUUUCACUACACAAUCAGACACUGGUCUUGAGUCUCCUUUUCUAGACCAAUCAGGUCCUCAGGAGUCACUGCUAUAUUUGAAAGAGAAAGCAGAUGCAGAGAGUAUGAACCAGCAGCCAUCCAAAUCAGAUGUUCCUCUCAGUCAGCAAGAAGCAAAUCAGUUACCAACACACCAGUUAAAGGAGGUAGAAAAACCCGAUCCAGUUGCAAAAGCAGAAUUGCCGGACCAGACCGAACAAAAACAAGAUUCAACGGUUGCCCACACUGGAUCAGAACGAUUAGAUCAUUCAGAGACAUACAAAGAUUCAGCAGUAGCACAAGAAAAUGAGACCAAACAGACAGAAUUACUGCAUAUAGACCAAAGUAAACCAAAGACUCCUUCAAAAGACGAUCUUGAGGUGGCUGCCACAACCAAAGCAGAAUGUCAAGUGGCUUUUUCUAAUGAAACACAACCAUCUACCCAAGAAGGAGAGAGGCAAUUGGAAUCGACCGUCCCACAGCCCCAACAGCCCACACAAGACCAGACAGCUUCUGAGAGUAUUCAAGAUCUAUCUCCAAUUCUAAUCCCAGCUUUGUCUGAAGCCUCAGCUCCUGAUCCAGAUCCACCCGUAGACCUGGGUGCUCAUGCUUCAUCCAAGGAACAGUCAACUUCUGAUCUCCCUGACACAAAUGGUGCCUCCUCCUUAUUCUCAUCUUCAGCCACCAGUGAGGUUCAGCAGCCAGCACUUUCUGUCAAACCUGCCAUGGGCCUCAUUCCCGCUUCCAAAUCUGGUUCCUCAGUAGCCAACCCCUUCAAGAUUCAGAAAGUGAAGUCUUCAGACCUCAAGUCCUUUGUGCAGAUUGUGGGUGAGGAGGAGGGUAAACCUGCUCAAGUAGACCAAGCCAGCAACUUUGGGGCAGGACUCUCAGUGCCAAUGGAAAGCCUGGAAAUCAUAUCUGACUCAGAAGAGGGAGAUACAGCUGCUUCUAGCAUUCUUCCUGAUUGGUUAAAAGAAGGGGAAUUUGUGACUGUGGGGGCCAAUAAGAAUGGUACAGUGCGAUAUGUGGGACCCACAGAUUUUGCAGAGGGUACUUGGGUUGGAGUGGAACUUGAGGUACCAGCAGGAAAGAACGAUGGCUCAGUUGGUGGUAAGCACUACUUCCAUUGCAACCCUGGUUAUGGGGUGCUGGUAAGACCUGACAGAGUAACCCGUAGCGGUGCCAAACGCCGUCGCCAACAGCAGCAGCAGCAGCAAAAGCGCCGUAGUACCAACCUGUCGGGGUCUAGCCCAAACCUGGCAGCCCUUACAGCUCUGGCCAAAGGUGAAGGUGGCAUGGGAUCAACCAGUCGCAGCAGGGGAGACAACCGUAAGUCAUGGAACACUUAAGAAACUAAAUGGAGCCACCGUACAAACCAAGAGGCUGGUUGGUGUGGUUAAAGGCCAAGCAAAUGUUUUUUGCUUUUCCUGUUAAGGGACAUUCCUACCUGAUGUACUUGGGAAAUAUUGAAUGUUUCAGCUGAAAAUGUGAAUUUUUUUUUCCAUACUUGCAUGCUACUAAAAUGUUUUAAUAUAUUUAUUCAAAUGACAUUAAAUUACAAACAACAAUCAAAAUUUGUACUCUUUUAAACUGUUCUGCUACUCAUAUUGCCAUUUAAACUAGCUGAAGCACUGGAAAUACACUAUGGAUGUAUUUGCAUAAGGCGUUGUACUGUGCAUGAGAAAAAUUAAGCUCAUGAUUUUAUGGAUAUUUUAGUUUAUUUGGGGCAUUUUUUUGGACACGGUGACACACUUUACGCUCACCUUUGUUAACUAAGCCACUGAUUAGGAAGCAUGCUGGGCCACAGUUAAUAAUCACACUAUAUGUAAGUUCCUGACCCUAAAUAAACCAGGCCUGGUCAGGGCACAGUAGGCAGCGAUCACACUAGUAAAACAAACUAGACUUUGUGGCUCAAAUGUGCUUGGCAUGAAUUGCUGAGCAUAAGUUCAUCUUAAAAGUCCAAAGGUUAGCCAGUUUCUUUCUUUUUGCCUUUGUGCUGUUCAAAAGAUACACACAUCUGGAUUUCUGUCUAAAACAAAAUUGUUUUAUUUUGUAAUGUGUGUAAUUUUGUGCUUGUGCCUUGAAAUGCUUUGAAUAAAGCCUUCGAAAAAUGCCUUAGCCAUAUACCACCAAACUGUGUAGUAUUAACUGUUAAAAAUUGCGGGUCUUGAUUGUGUGAUUCUACUGUUGGAAAAAUAAUUGCACUCUUUAAAAAUUCUACUGGUGGAAAUUUUGUAACAGUUCUAAAUCUGUAUUUUCUCUUCCUGUCAAGCAAAUGAGGUGAUGUGAUUUGUGUGAGAAUGUGUGUCUUUACUAGUGGCAUAGCCUGUGUGUUUUGGAGCCUGUCGAUUGGUUGGUGAGGAUACUUGAGGGAUUUCGUUUUGAAUGUAUUUUAGUUUUUUGUCUGGCCAAUAAGGUAUUUUAUACAUAUGCAUUUAAAAUGAUCAAGUUGACUGUUUGAAUGUUUAU